CCACCACCACGGGACCACUGCUGGCACGAUGGUGGCCAGUUCUGCUAUUCCUGGGAGGAGGAUGCUGAGCUCCGGCUCUCCCUCGAGCCCACAGCGACUCCUGGCACCGAGUGCUACAGAGUCCACUGGACACCACUGCGCCCUGACGUGACGUUGAAGGAUUGCUUUUCCAUGGUCAAUGUCUCCUGGUAUGGUGGACCAAGCAUCCAUGCCCAGCGCUGGCCGCUCAACAGCGCCGAGAGCCCUGCACAGCCCUUCGUCAGUGGUGACCUCAGCACCAACCCCGAUGGCUUCGGUCCUGUCCUGGAGAGAUACUUCCUGGGAUCAACAGGAGUGACGGUGACUGUGGCACCCGAUGAGCCACUGCUCCUCUCUCUGGAGGGCAACAGGCAGUUCUGCCUGGAGACGCCGUCAGGCCAAGCCGUGCCCCUUCAAUAUCUCCUCUGCAUCAGCUCCGACGUGGCAGCUGCCCAUCGGCACACAGGCAGCUCCCCAGCACGGCCAGAGCGGGAGCUGCCAGACACCACACUCCUGGGGUCUCCCAUCUGGCGGUAUCGUGGCCCAGAAGGUUCUGCUUCCAGAAUCAAGAGAGGUUUGAGGUCACUGGUGAGGAGGCUGAAGCGGCAUCGCCUUCAGGAGGGGGUGCUGGCCCUGGGGGAGCAAAGCACCACCAUCCUCUCUGCAGCGGACCAAGUGUCCUCGAAGCAGACAAAGAGGCAUGAGGUGGCCCUGGUGGAACCCCUGGAGCUCUCCAUCACUCUGUCCCCGUACGCCAGCGUUGCCUCCCAACUCUUCCUGCGCUCCCUGCGCAACAGCGAGACCGCGGGAUACUGGCUGAGCCGCCAGCCUCAACCUUGGGGCAGCUCGGUCCCACUGCUGACCACCUGGAAGGAGCAGCUCUGUGCCCGUCUGAACGUCACCAGUGAGGCAGCACUGAGCUGGUACCUGGCACGUGCCCAGCGCCUGCAGCAAGAUCUGGGGGCUGCAUAUGUGGUCUUUGAGGGAGCUGAGGGUAACUCCUUCCUGGAGCAGGAUGUCCCACCUCCCUCUGAGCUGGAGGGUGACCGAUACACCACGGCACUGGCAGAGGCACUGGCCACACUGGGCAAUGCCACUGUCAUCAGCGCCGGGGCCAGAUCCAGUCACCUUCCACUCUUCAUCCAAAUGAGCCCACGGCUCUCCGACUGGAGCCACGCGGGGCUGAAGGGACUGAUCCCCUCAGUGCUGCACUACAGCCUCUUGGGCUACAACUUCUUCAUCCCUGAUGCAGUAGGAGGCAGCCUGGACAGUGACACCCCGGGGGACCAGGAGCUGUACGUGCGGUGGCUGCAGAUCGUGACGUUCCUCCCCGUGAUGGCCUUUGGCACCCCACCCUGGAUCUGCUGUGAUGCCUGGGUCCUGAACCUGACCCGCCGGUGCAUACAGAGGCACAGGGACUUUGUUGUGCCACUCCUCCUGAAAUACAGCCAGGAGUGGCAGAGUUUGGGAUAUCCCAUCUUCCGUCCAGCCUGGUGGCUCAGCCCCAUGGAUCCAACCGCAUAUACCAUUGAGGAUGAGUUUCUCAUUGGAGAUGAGGUCCUGGUUGCCCCAAUAACAGAGAAAGGGCAAACAUGGAGAGAUAUCUACCUGCCUGGAGAAGGACACCUGUGGUUGGACACCAACACCGCCCGUGUGUUUGACGGAGGCACCAUCCUCAGGAACUACUCUGCCAGCCUGGCUGAGGUGCCAGUGUUUGUAAAGACCUCGUGA
Molecule: messenger RNA, 1749 nt
Organism: Acanthisitta chloris (rifleman)
Lineage: Eukaryota; Metazoa; Chordata; Aves; Passeriformes; Acanthisittidae
Product: SITS-binding protein-like
Exons: 10
Source: RefSeq, a predicted model, not a curated record